Molecule: messenger RNA, 1287 nt
Organism: Rotaria sordida
Lineage: Eukaryota; Metazoa; Rotifera; Eurotatoria; Philodinida; Philodinidae
Source: the annotation of a GenBank genome assembly
AUGAAUGAAAUAACUGUAACAUCAUAUCACAAUACAAUAUGUUUAAAAUGUAAUACAGUUUGUCAUGAACGAUGUUCAUUAACAGAAACAACACGAGUUGGUGAACGUGUUUUUCGACGUUGUACAGUUAUUGUUAAUGGUCGAUGUACUGUAUGUGCUGGUAAAUGUUCUUAUGAUAUACAUUAUCAUGAUCGACGUCUUAUUAAAAGUGUUCCAAGAACAUUAAAGGUAGCUAUAUCAUCCAUGGCAAAUAAAUAUGCGGAAGCACGAAAAGAUAAAGCAGCUUGUGAAACAAAAUGUGAGACGGUUCAAGAAACAAAACGUGUCAUUGAACAAUCAUUACAAGAACAAUUUACUAAAGUACGUGAUGCAUGUUUACGUGUAAGAAGUAAUUGUCAAGGCUUUAAUGUAGCCGAAGAAUUAUGUAUAUUUGUUAAUUUUCUUAAAAAUGAUAUGAGUUCAUUACGAUCAUCAUCAGUUAAGAGAAAAGCAGCAAAAUUUGUUGAAAAACUUGAAACACUUGCAGAUGAUUUGCAAGAUGAUGACUCUUUAAUAUCUAUAAUUGAACCACCGUCAACAUCAGCAAUACAUCCACCAAUGUCACCUUCAGUUGCUGCUAAACGAAAAACGACCAACAAUAAUAAUAAUAGUAAUAAUAAUAACACUAAUAAUAAUAAUAAACAACCUUUAAAACCAUCUCAACAACAACCAACAUCAACAGUAAAUGACGAUUUGAUUUUACUUAAUCCAUCACCUACUUCAUGUGUAAUGGCACAAGUUGAUCAUAUUCUAAGUGGUUCAUUUAGUUCAUUAAAUGUAAUUGGUGAUGAUCCAUCAACUGAAGAUGAUGAACAGCGAAGGAAAAAAGUAUCAACAGUUGCUAUAUCAGAUUCGCUUCUUCGUAAUCAAUCUAUUCAACAGCAACAGCUAUCAUCGGAGUCAACUGAUAGUCGUAAAUAUGCUGAAUAUUCAACUGAACGUCUUGUUGCUCUAAGUCGUGAAUCCACUGAAGAAUACAAAUUAAUUGCAAAAGAAUUGAAUCGACGCUGUGGUGGUACAUCAAUUGGUUAUUUAACACCUGCACAAUUAUCUAUAUUAUGUGAAUACUAUGCAUCAUCUCGAAUGUUACAAUUGGAUGAACUUAUUCGUGUACAUUCCCAACUUCAAUUAGAUAUACAGCAAUUAACUGAUCAUGAUCCAUUCGAAAUACUUUCUGUGCCAACAGAUAAAUUAUUACAUUUAGCUGCUGUUUCACUUUGUUUACAAAACGCUAAUAAAUACCAAUAA